Molecule: messenger RNA, 234 nt
Organism: Papilio polytes (common Mormon)
Lineage: Eukaryota; Metazoa; Arthropoda; Insecta; Lepidoptera; Papilionidae
Exons: 2
Coding region: 1-234 (77 amino acids)
Molecular function (GO): DNA binding
Source: RefSeq, a predicted model, not a curated record
AUGAAAUCAGAGAGCGGCACACAGUCUGACUCCGACCACGAGCACGAGCACGAGCACGAGCCGGAGCACGAUCACGAGCACGGGGAGCAGCUGGAUGCACUGGACGCAAUGGACGCCAUGGACACCGGCAGACCGCGCAAGGUCUGGUUCCAGAACCGACGCGCGAAGUGGCGCAAGCGGGAGAAGGCACUGGGUCGCGAGCACGCGCCCUUCCUGCACCACGAACACGGUUAG